GAAAGAUUCAUUAACAACAUAGACUGUCAAGAUUGCUGUUAUUGAAUAAAACACGAAUUAUCUCUAUCUAAGCUCUGGCAUCCUGUCUGGUGCUGUUGCCAAGGGUAUCCAUGGACAGUGUGGGUGUGAUUUAAUCGAUUUCUUUGCUUAUCUCCUUAGCCGGUCAUUGAAUAGUCCUCGCAAUGAGUUCAGAGACUGAGAACGUGAAGCUCUGGGGUGGAAGGUUUAGCGGCUCAACGGAUCCAGUCAUGGAAAAGUUCAAUGCAUCGCUGCCCUUCGACAAGAUUAUGUGGAAGGAGGACAUUCGAGGUAGCAUUGCCUAUGCCAAAGCCCUGAAAAGAGCGAAUUUAUUGACGGAAGACGAAUGCACCGCUAUUAUUCAGGGAUUAGAAGUCGUGCACAGUGAAUGGGAACAAGAAAUCUUUGAGACGCAACCUCAGGAUGAGGAUAUCCAUACUGCCAAUGAGAGGAGACUGAAGGAACUUGUUGGUGAGGUAGGAGGCAAAGUACACACUGGUCGGAGUCGUAAUGACCAGGUGGCGGUCGACAUGAAGUUGUGGCUGCGGGAACACUUAGCGGAAAUUGCAGAACAUCUUACAGUUCUUGCAAGGGUCUUAGUGGGACGCGCAGACAGAGAGAAGGCAGUCCUCAUGCCAGGAUACACACACUUGCAACGUGCGCAGCCUAUUCGAUGGUCUCAUUUGCUACUGAGUCAUGCCUGGCCCUUAGCGACUGACCUGGAUCGCCUGAAAGAGCUAUAUUCUCGUGUCAAUGUAUGUCCUCUUGGGUCAGGAGCUCUUGCGGGCAAUCCAUUUUGCAUUGACCGUGAGCAGUUGGCGCAAGACCUGGGCUUCAAGAGUAUCACGGAAAACAGUCUUCAGGCUGUCAGUGAUCGAGAUUAUGUAGUGGAGUUUUUGUUCUGGUCCAGCUUGGUGGGUUCACACCUCAGCCGCCUGGCAGAGGAUGUCAUCCUGUAUUCUACCCGUGAGUUUGGAUACAUUAAGCUCUCUGAUGCUUAUUCCACUGGGAGCUCCCUCAUGCCGCAGAAGAAAAAUCCGGACAGCAUGGAGCUCAUUCGAGGGAAAGCAGGAACCUUGACAGGAAAUCUGUGCGGUUUCUUGACUGUGCUGAAAGGUCUCCCUUCAACAUACAACAAAGAUCUGCAAGAAGACAAGUUGAAGAUGUUUGAAACAGCCUCGGUCCCAGAUCCUAUCACGAGAGUGUCCAGGCCGAGGAAGUGA
Penaeus chinensis is the source of this 1241-nucleotide messenger RNA. It is a transcript of the gene Argl, whose product is annotated as argininosuccinate lyase-like. The record is from RefSeq and is a predicted model, not a curated record. Gene Ontology annotation, molecular function: argininosuccinate lyase activity. The coding region runs from base 183 to 1241 and encodes 352 amino acids. The transcript is spliced from 9 exons. Gene Ontology annotation, cellular component: cytosol. Lineage: Eukaryota; Metazoa; Arthropoda; Malacostraca; Decapoda; Penaeidae.